This is a messenger RNA of Cinara cedri, 2047 nucleotides long. NCBI's taxonomy places the organism in Eukaryota, Metazoa, Arthropoda, Insecta, Hemiptera, Aphididae. The record is from the annotation of a GenBank genome assembly.
GACCGAUCGCCAAGUUUUACAAUUUACACUUUUAAACUAACUACUAAAAAGUGUACCAUCUUCCGUAUUAUCGUAAAUAGUUUUUGGUGUACCCCAAUUUGCUAAUCUGGGAUGAGAUGCUCAUGAUUAAUCUGGUUAUAAUAAAUUAUUUAUUAAACAAUAUACAUGAUUAUCAUAUUAUGAUAUCGAGUGGCACGUGCAUAAAAUAAUGGGCCAUAUGCCCAUAUAGUUAUAUUGAAUAAUUGUGAUUAAUUAGAAAAAUAAAAAUGUUUAAAGAAUAUUUUAAGUUUUAUAAGCGAAUGAAUACUCUUGAUCAAAAUUCUGAUAUAAUCGAUUUUUCGAAUGUAGUGAAUACCGAAUUAAUAGUAAGUUGUUAAUUGCACAAAACAUAAGUACCUAAUUUUGAAAACAUGGUACCUAUAGUAUUAAUAUAAAUUGAUCUAUUUUAUUUAUUUAAGAAACCUAAAGAAUUAAAAUAUCUAACCUACAAUAAAGAAAAACUUGAUGAUCUUGGGUUGAAAAGAGAUUUAUCAGAUUGGAAUUGUUAUGAAAUUUUAAAUAUACCAGGUAAGAUAUAAAAAACCUAAUUAAAUUUGAAAAAUUAUUGUUUACAUUAUUUUAUAUAUUUAUAUACUCAGGUUUAAUAUUUAUUAAAAAUCCAUUCACACCAGUUGGACAAAAAUAUUGGAUAAAAAGAUGCAUUGUAGAUUACACUAAGAAACCAAAUCGUUUAAAUAUUGAUAACCACCAUUUUUUUCAACCUGGUGAAGACUGGUGGACUACAGUAAAUAAGUUAGCUGUAAAUUAAAUAUAACAUACAAUAAAUAAUUACUUUUGUAAUAUUAAUAACAAAACACUUUAGUUUUAAAAUAUUUUUAUUUGCGAGUACAUAAUUAAGUAUUUUAAAUUUGAAUAUAUUAGUUAGCUUCCUGUAUAUAAAUAUGUUAUAUCCUUGCAGAACUUUGUAUAAAUUCAAUUACUUGCUAGCUUAAUUUAUUUAAAAUCAAUAUUACCUGAAAUAUAACUAUAACUUAUAAUAUUGAUUUUUAAAGUAGAAUUUUAGAUUUAUCUUUAAAUUUGAGUUCAUAUAAUAUUAUUGUGUUUUUUAGGACAAAUAAUGUCAAACUUAGAGAUCAAUUACGAUGGGCUACACUUGGAUAUCACCACGACUGGGAUACAAAGGUUUACACAGAAUAAAUUUACCUUUUGCUGUUUGAAUUCUACAUAUAUAAAAAAUUAAAAAUAUUGAUUGAAUAAUUAAUAUUUUUGUUUUAAAUUUUUAUUUAUUCUACUUUUGAUUUUUAAUUUUUUUAAUGAUGCUUAUGAUCAUAUAAAUUAUUAAUUUAUAUUAGUUUUAUUAAAGUGGUGGAUGAAAUAAUAGUUUUCACUUAAAUGUUCUGUCAGGUGUAUUCUGAAUCAGCCAAAGAUGAAUUUCCAACAGAUUUAUCUGACCUUAGUAAAUUUAUUACUAAAUGGUUACAAUUCCCCAAUGAAUUUAUGGCAGAAGCAGCUAUUGUAAACUUCUAUCAUCCAUCAUCAACACUGUCUGGACACAUUGAUCAUUCAGAGUAUAAUCUCAGUGCUCCAUUAUUGUCAAUAAGGUAAAACAAAAGAUUAAACUAUUGUUCGAAUUAUUAUUAUAAUAAUAAUAAUAUUAAUGUAAUGUUAUACUUAUUGUACUUUAAAGUUUUGGUUUGAGUGCCAUAUUUCUGAUUGGAGGACACUCAUUAGAUGAUAAGCCAACUGCUGUACUUCUAAGAUCUGGAGAUAUUAUCAUUAUGAGCAAAGAAAGCCGGUUAUGCUACCACGGUGUUCCAAAAGUUUUAUCACCUAAAAAUGAUCAAGAUUACAAUUAUGACAAUGAAUGGGAAGAAUCGUUUAAGAAAUACAUGCAAGUUACAAGAAUUAAUAUAAAUGUUAGGCAAGUAAAUAAUGUUGGCAAUGAUUAAUUAAAAAUAUAUUCAUUCAUUGCUAUAAUUAAAUAAAGUAUAAUUAUUUUUAAUGUUAUGCAUAAUUUUAUUGAUUGUAUUUAGAAAAUAAAGCCCAG